Mollisia scopiformis is the source of this 1836-nucleotide messenger RNA. RefSeq lists its product as uncharacterized. Gene Ontology annotation, cellular component: nucleus. Gene Ontology annotation, molecular function: DNA-binding transcription factor activity, RNA polymerase II-specific; zinc ion binding; DNA binding. Bases 1 to 1836 code for a protein of 611 amino acids. The transcript has 5 exons. The record is from RefSeq and is a predicted model, not a curated record. NCBI's taxonomy places the organism in Eukaryota, Fungi, Ascomycota, Leotiomycetes, Helotiales, Mollisiaceae. Gene Ontology annotation, biological process: DNA-templated transcription; regulation of DNA-templated transcription.
AUGUCGUCGCACGCUGAGUCUUCUGCUGCGCCUACGCAUCCCAAUAUAGACGAAAGUUCAAAGACGCAACAACUGCAGAAAAACGCUUGUUUGGUAUGUAGAAGACGGAAAUUGAGGUGUGAUGGAGUGAGUCCUUCGUGUGGAAGAUGCGCAAGAUUGGGUCACGAGUGUAUAUAUAAUGAUGCCAGAAAGAAGAGUGGUCCAAGGCGCGGAUAUGUGAAAGGACUUGAGUCGAGACUUGCGCAAGUUGAAGAUUUGUUGAAAAAAUAUGAGACAAGUGAAGGUGGAAAGCAUGAAAGUUCAAAUACCCUUCACGUAGAUAUCGGAGAUCCUAGUGUCUUUGAUGAUUUGGACAUCCAGAUGCCUCUUGAUCUAGACCAAUCCUUGAUGACAAGCGCGGAAGACAACGAAACAUUCUCUCGGUCGUUUGAUCCCCUGAUAACGACACCGUUUUCUGGAAUCAACCUCUCAGACCUAUCAUCAGCUCCGUUAGACGACGCUUCUCUCUGGGCCAUGAUCGAACUUGGAGUAGAAGAGCCGCUUCCUCCCCAGGACACAAUCGACGAACUAACCGAGAUAUACUUCACCAAAGUCCACCCCUCAAUCCCUAUCAUACACCAAUCUCGCUACCUCGCCUCCCUCAGUCUCCCCACCCACUCUCGGCCCCCAAUCUCCCUCCGCUACGCUAUCCUCUCACACUCCGCUUCCAUAACCCCCUCUUACCACCACCUACACAUCCACUUCCACCUCCUCUCCCGCAAAUACGCACAGAUUGCUGAAACUUCUCCCAAUCGUCAGAAAUACAUCAACAUUCAGCACGUGCAAGCUUGGCUCCUGAUCGCCAUGUACGAGUUCAAGAUGAUGAUGUUUCCCAACGCAUGGAUGACGACUGGACGCGCUGUAAGGAUCUGUCAGAUGCUGGGACUGCAUAGAUUGGAUGGGCUGGGGUUGGACGUUAAGAGGACGCUGAGAGGUGUGGGAGAAAGGGGCGAGAGGGAGGAGAGGAGGAGGGCUUUUUGGUGGGGAUUCAGUAUGGAUCGGUAUGCGGCAGUCGGGACGGGGUGGCCGUUGAUUGUUGAUGAGAGGGAUAUCGUGACCAAUAUGCCUUGUUCGGAAGAAGCUUUUGAGCAAGGAAUGGACGACGCUCCAGGGAUAUCACUGGCGGAAGCCAUGAGUCCAGCUCACGCAUCUUCCCUCUCUCCAUUUGCAGGCUGUGUCGUGGUAGCCAGUCUCACAGGCCGUGUAUUUCAGCAUCUCCAUCGUCCUACGACCACAGUUAGCGAGGAAGAGGAAAAUCUCGAGUUCUGGAAGAGGCAUCGAAGCAUAGACAAUACGCUCCUCAACAUGUCUCUUUACCUCCCAGCACAUCUUCGCUUACCAUCUGGAUCAUCAAACCCUAACACCAUCUUUCUCAACAUGAGUUUGCAGUCUGCAGUUAUUUGUUUACAUCAAGCUGCGAUUUUCAAAGCCGAAAAACAAAUGGCAGGGACUGCAGAACUGGUGGUUGAAGAGAGUAAAGCAAGGUGUUUCGCUGCUGCAAUGCAGGUAUCACAUGUCAUGAAAUGGGUAGCUCAUGUUGAUUUGGCAACGCUGAAUGUCUACACACCCUUCUCUCUAUACGUAGCUACACGUAUCUUUGCCGAAAUCGCGAAACGAAAUCCGUACGACGACGAAGCACAAUCAUCAAUGCGAUUCCUUCUUUCCGCCCUAGUUGCCAUCAAGGACUCAAAUCCACUGGCGGAGUCGUAUCUCUUACAACUGGACUUGGAAGGGUUUGGACUUCCCGCGCUGCAGGAAAAUGUAACGUUUUCGAACCUUGAACAAAGCGUGGUAUGA